This is a messenger RNA of Pelmatolapia mariae (spotted tilapia), 1013 nucleotides long. RefSeq names its product ras homolog family member H (gene rhoh). Bases 294 to 881 code for a protein of 195 amino acids. Lineage: Eukaryota; Metazoa; Chordata; Actinopteri; Cichliformes; Cichlidae. The transcript has a single exon. Gene Ontology annotation, biological process: establishment or maintenance of cell polarity; regulation of actin cytoskeleton organization; small GTPase-mediated signal transduction. The record is from RefSeq and is a predicted model, not a curated record. Gene Ontology annotation, cellular component: cytoplasmic vesicle; cell projection; cytoskeleton. Gene Ontology annotation, molecular function: protein kinase binding; GTP binding; GTPase activity.
UAUGCGAAGCGUAUAUAUAAAUCUGUCUGUUGGAGAAGAGCUGCCUGUACACACUUAUUGUGAGUGAGAGGAGACACGUUGUAAGUCCCUUCAAUAAACUGAAUGACCAGUAGAGCAUCUAUUAAUGAAGUUUACACCAAGCAGGGCUACACAAAACUACCGCCUGGAUACGGAAGUACAGCACACAGACUGAUCAGUGCUUUUGUCUGCCUUGCGGACUUUGCGUCCCUCUAAACAAACAAAAAAAAAAGUUAGGCCAAGCAACUUAAGGAGGGAAAUAAUCAGAGGCAAUCAUGAAUGGCUUUCCGGAAAUGUCGAUUAAGUGCGUCCUAGUCGGGGACAGCGCAGUCGGAAAAACGGCCCUGCUGGUCCGCUUCACCUCAGAAACUUUCCCCGACACCUAUAAGCCCACAGUGUUUGACAACACAGGGGUGGAGGUGUACAUGGACGGUAUCCAGAUCAGCCUGGGGUUGUGGGACACGGCUGGCAAUGACAGCUUCAAACAGAUCCGACCAAGAUCAUACCAGCAGGCCGAUGUCGUCCUAAUCUGCUUCUCUGUGGCUAACCCCCACUCUCUCGCCAGUGUCCAGAACAAGUGGAUCAAUGAGGUUCGACAACACUUGCCCAGGGUACCGGUGCUGGUUGUGGCAACCCAGACAGACUUGAGGGAAAUGGGUGGGCACCGGGGCACAUGCAUCACACCAUCCGAGGGUAAACAUGUGGCUCAAGAUGUUAGGGCUAAAGGCUAUUUGGAGUGCUCCUCCUUAAGCAACCGCGGUGUGCAGCAGGUGUUUGAGUACGCUGUGCGGACAGUUGUUAACCAGGCCAAGAAACAGGCCAGAAGACGCAUGUUCAGCAUGAACCAGUGUAAGGUCUUUUGACCCAUUCACCUUGAUUUUGUGAGCUCCUGAGCCUUUUAUCAGAUUAUCUUUUUAAACAUAUUAUUCAAACUCAGUUGGUGUUGUAGGGGUACAAGAACACAAAUUAGGAUUUCUUUAAUAAACUUCUUUUUC